This is a messenger RNA of Dama dama (fallow deer), 3883 nucleotides long. RefSeq names its product ring finger protein 139 (gene RNF139). The transcript has 2 exons. The record is from RefSeq and is a predicted model, not a curated record. NCBI's taxonomy places the organism in Eukaryota, Metazoa, Chordata, Mammalia, Artiodactyla, Cervidae. Gene Ontology annotation, cellular component: endoplasmic reticulum; endomembrane system. Bases 50 to 2047 code for a protein of 665 amino acids. Gene Ontology annotation, molecular function: zinc ion binding; ubiquitin protein ligase activity. Gene Ontology annotation, biological process: ERAD pathway.
CCCCGCGCGGCCUUGCCCGGCCCGCCCAGCCCCGGUGUGGCAGCGGCUCAUGGCGGCGGUGGGGCCCCCGCAGCAGCAGGUGCGGAUGGCCCAUCAGCAGGUCUGGGCGGCGCUCGAAGUGGCGCUCCGGGUGCCCUGCCUCUACAUCAUCGACGCCAUUUUCAACACCUACUACGAUUCCAGCCAAAGCCGGUUCUGCACUGGACUCCAGAUCUUCCUCCGGCUCCUUGGUAUAUUUGUAUCCAGUAUUGUUCUGAUCUUGUCACAGCGAUCACUUUUCAAGUUUUACAUGUACAGCUCAGCCUUUCUAUUAGCUGCGACUUCAGUGUUGGUAAAUUAUUAUGCUGCUUUGCACAUUGACUUCUAUGGUGCCUACAACACAUCAGCUUUUGGAAUUGAGCUGCUUCCUCGAAAAGGGCCCUCGCUGUGGAUGGCACUCAUUGUUCUACAGCUAACAUUUGGAAUUGGAUACAUCACACUACUCCAAAUUCAUUCCAUCUAUUCACAGUUAAUUAUUUUGGAUCUCUUGGUUCCUGUAAUAGGCUUAAUCACAGAACUACCGUUACACAUCCGAGAGACUUUAGUUUUUACUUCUUCCUUGAUUCUCACAUUAAAUACAGUGCUUGUCUUGGCAGUGAAACUUAAGUGGUUUUAUUAUUCCACAAGAUAUGUUUACCUUUUAGUGAGGCACAUGUAUCGAAUUUAUGGGUUACAGUUGUUGAUGGAGGACACUUGGAAGAGGAUCCGCUUCCCAGAUGUCCUGAGAGUCUUCUGGCUGACAAGAGUUACAGCUCAGGCUACAGUGUUAGUGUACAUUUUAAGAAUGGCCAGUGAAGCGGAUUCCUUCUUUCUCUCUUGGGAUGACUUCUGGGACCUCAUUUGCAACCUUAUCAUUAGUGGAUGUGACUCCACACUCACUGUCCUGGGCAUGAGUGCUGUCAUCUCCUCAGUAGCCCACUACUUGGGUCUUGGAAUAUUGGCCUUCAUUGGAUCGACUGAAGAAGACGACAGGCGACUUGGCUUUGUAGCACCUGUUUUAUUUUUCAUUUUGGCUCUUCAGACUGGUUUAAGUGGGCUAAGACCAGAAGAGAGACUUAUUCGCUUAAGCAGAAACAUGUGCCUUUUAUUAACAGCAGUCCUGCAUUUCAUCCAUGGAAUGACAGACCCCGUAUUAAUGUCGCUCAGUGCCUCUCAUGUGUCAUCUUUUCGUAGACAUUUUCCUGUGCUCUUUGUUUCUGCUUGCCUGUUUAUUCUUCCUGUUAUACUCAGUUAUGUUCUUUGGCAUCACUAUGCACUAAAUACAUGGUUAUUUGCAGUUACAGCCUUUUGUGUGGAGCUCUGCUUAAAAGUAAUAGUUUCUCUCACUGUUUAUACGUUAUUCAUGAUUGAUGGCUACUAUAAUGUCCUCUGGGAAAAGCUUGAUGAUUAUGUCUACUAUGUUCGUUCAACAGGCAAUAUUAUUGAAUUUAUAUUUGGAGUAGUAAUGUUUGGAAAUGGGGCUUAUACUAUGAUGUUUGAGUCAGGAAGUAAAAUCCGGGCUUGUAUGAUGUGCUUACAUGCCUAUUUUAACAUCUACUUACAAGCGAAAAAUGGCUGGAAGACAUUCAUGAAUCGUAGAACUGCUGUAAAAAAAAUUAAUUCACUUCCUGAAAUAAGGGGGAGCCGCCUACAAGAAAUAGAUGACGUAUGUGCAAUCUGCUACCAUGAGUUUACAACAUCUGCUCGUAUCACACCAUGUAAUCACUAUUUCCACGCACUUUGCCUUCGGAAAUGGCUGUACAUUCAAGAUACUUGUCCAAUGUGCCAUCAAAAAGUGUACAUUGAAGAUGAUAUCAAGGAUAACACAAAUACAUCUAACAACAAUGGAUUUAUUGCACCCAAUGAAAAUCCAGAGGAAGCUAUACGAGAAGCUGCUGCCGAAUCUGACAGGGAAUUGAAUGAAGAUGACAGUACAGAUUGUGAUGAUGAUGCUCAGAGAGAAAGAAACGGAGUGAUUCAGCACACAGGCACAGCAGCUGAAGAACUGAUUGAUGACGAUACUGAUUAAAAUAGCAUUUACUGAUCAUUGAGGUAUCUGUUUAAAAUUCAGUUCAUCCAGAAUGGAGUAAUCUGCUUCACUUCAGUGUGUAACCAAGCACAAAAACAGUAUCAGUGUUGAAUCUGUGAAUGGUUUUCCGUUUACUGUGAUGUGCUACUGUAAAUAUACCUCUUUAAUUACUUCUGGUCUCUUUGGUGACCUAUUUAAAUUUGUGUACAUUAUUGUACAUAGAAUAAAAUGUUUUCACAUUUUUAUGACAAAUUUGAACAAAUAACUUUUUAAUAGAUGUAAUAAUAUGGUGCGUCAACUGUGCCAAAGAUUCCUCAAUGAAAGUCUGUGAUGUAUCCAACUCGGGACCCUAGUUGUUCUUUAAAAUGGGUGCGAGAGAAUAAAAAUGCAAAUCAGGGGAAACUAUGUUAAAUCAAGGAAAUAAAACAACUUGGACCAGAGGAUAAAUUCUAUAUGUAUGUAGAGUAUUUUGCAAUUAAGGGGAAAAUAGGCUGUCAGAAGUGACUGAGACUUUUUUGACACUUGAGAUUAGCAUUGUAGUUGAGCUGGGUUUCAAAGUAAUGAUUCAGAUCAGAGACUGUGCGAGUUGAGAAGUAAGCUUAUUUAUAGCAGCUAAACUUUGGUAUAAACCAGGAUGUGCUAAUGGUUUUAAUUUUGAUGUAAAAAUCAGUAUAAGCCAUUCUGUCUUUGCAGCAUUGUCAUAACAUUGUCCUUUUAAACUUUUAAAGAGAUUACAAAAUGAAAUACUUUGGGGGGUUUUCAGUAUUUUAAACCAAAAUUAAGUGAUUUUAGAAAAUUCUGAUCUGACUUCAUGGGUGGUAUGCAGUGAUAUGAUACCUCUUUAGACAACUUCCAGAGAGUUCCUUUAUUGAAACUUAAGUUUUAUCAUGAAAUUUUAUAUACAUGGUGGGAAAAUGGGAGACACAUAUCAAUUACAUAUCAGGAAAAAAUAUUUUAAUAGUGUUGUUAUAUAGUGUAUUGGCUAGUUCCAGUGGAUCUUCAUCUCUUACUGCUGACAUUAUCUCCAGGAUUUGACUAAAACAAAACAAAAAUAGAUGGUUAAAUUUCUAAGUAAAUAUUGUUUUAAAGAUAUUUAUCUUUUUUCACAUAAAUGAAAAGAUACUGUUUUAGCAUCUUUAGCAUAAAAAGCCUAACAGUAUGUAUUAAAGUUUUCAGCAGUGUUAACAGAAAAGUUUAACUGCUAGGAUAUUUAAAACAAAGCAAUUAGAAAUAAAUUUCUGGGACAAUCUUGCAUGUAACUAGAGCCAGGAACCAGGUUCAAGUAAAUCAUAAAGCCAGCCCAUAUUAUGUGUCCCACAGUUGUGGAACUAACCAGUGAAAAUAACGAGCCCUUUUAAACUGGGGGUCAUUACACAUUAGUGGGUCACGAUGAACUUUUAAAAAAUUAAAAGUACACUUGCAUUUAGUAAGGGAAAUAGUGUUCCAUUUUUGUUUGGGUUAUAUUUAUAUAUGCAAAUGUGUACCAAGUCACACAGUGUGGUAUUGUGGGGAUAGCAGUCAAGAGUUUGAAAGCCACUGCUUAGAUAACUAGUUGUAAAGGGCAGCAAGAAACUGCCGCAUCAUCAUCAGCACGGGGACAGCAGAGGAAGCUAGAACACGGGACUUGGAAGUGCACUGGGGGUGGGGUGGGGGUGGGGAGAGAGGUGCUUUCUCUUCCUGUAGGUUUUGCCCUGCAACAGAAAGGUGCCCGUCUUUCACUUUCUUUGCCUAGAAUGAUGGUAAUUAUCAGCAGUGUUUUCUAGCAAUAUUGCAUGUAGACAGAAUAUUUCUUAUGCAUGAAUUAGAAAAUUCAGUCAAAUUAAACAUUUAAAUAUU